AUGUUCAAACCAAAGGGUUCGCUUGCAUCUACCAAGUCGGUUCCCAAUCUUUCGGCUCUCAAAACUCAACAAUCCUCUUCAUCGGGUACGAAUGCUCAUCAUCCGCCACCGACAACCACUUCCACCACCACAACAACAGCAUCCAAUAAUCUCACGCAAGCGACCACUGCUCUCAGUUAUUAUUAUGCUCACACACCUCUCCCUCCUCAUCAUCAACAUUUAUUAAAUUCAUUGUCAUCGGAGACUCCCCAAUUAUCGGUCGAUGAUGUACAACAAUUAUCUGAAAUGUUAUAUUUCCCAAAAUAUAAAAAGGCUACGCACAGUGCUGUUUGUUACCGAUGUAAACAUCAGAUUAUUCAGAUUGCAUUUGAAGUCAAUAAUGAAAGUGGUGUAGCACCAAAACAAGCACUUUUAAAAGUCUACGAUCCCAAUAAUUAUAAUUUAUCACUAUAUUCCGACAAUGAUGGUACUUCUACCAGUGGCAGCAACAAUACGGAAGGGGUCCCACCAUCUUCUGUUGACACUAAUGAAGCAAGCUCAGUAGCACUGGCAGCAACCGAGAGCGUUCAUAAAGAGACUGUUUCAUCGCCAGCAGUGUCAUCUUCAUUGGAUCCUUCUUCAUCAUUUUUGAAUAGCAAUAGCAAUCUGAUGAAUGAAGCGAACAACAAUAAUAUUAUGAGCCAACACACUCCACCAGAAUCACCACUCUUAUCGGUGAAUACCAGUAAUUUAUCAGAGCUAUCAAGCAUGUCAAGUGAAAAUAAUUCUUCUUCUACCUCACAACAACCUUCCACUCCACACACAAGAGCAGUUACGUUUGCUCUUCCUCCAACUGCACCAACCAAGAAAUCACCACUUGACAUGAAUCCCCUUUUCCGUGAAUCAUUUGCAAAUAUCAAAACUCCAACAUCCAAGUUGUCACAACAAGAAAAACAAGACAAGAAGAGAUUUUCAUUUAAUCCCAAUGCAAAAAAAAAGGAAGCUCAACAAAAACAACUCCAACUGGAGAAACAAAAAGAAGAGCAACAAUUGAAAUUUCAACAGCGGAUGACACAAUUAACAGAAGAGGUAGAGCAAUUAGAGCCUUGUGUAAUUUCGAAUGAGGAAUAUGAAAUGAAUGUAGAGUUUGUAAAACAGUUGUACCAAUAUGUGUCAAAUACUGUACAAAUAGAUACACCUCUUUGUAUGGAAUGCAUGGAGCAAGUUGCUAGCCAGUUGAAUAUUCAGCUUGAAAAGAGCAAGGAAGAAGAGAACAUUUAUCAAGAUCACUAUUCAAAACUUUUACACGAUAAUCGACGAAAUGAAAGUGAAACUGAUUUGGAAAAUGAAUUGCAUCAAUUGGAAGAAGAGGAAAAACUGCUUCGAUUAGAGUUAGACAUGCUUCAAAGACAGGAAGAAGACUUGUCAACCCUCGAGAGGAGUCAAAUGAGCAAGGAAGAGCAAUUUUCAGACCUUCAACAACGAUAUUGGAAAGAGUACAAUGAUUUUCACAAUGAACUCUUACUUUACAAUGAGGAGCGAGAAGCAGUACAACAACGAAUUGUUCACGUUUCAAAAGAAAUGGAAAAGUUGAACAGUACAAACAUUUUCAACGAUGCAUUUCACAUUUGGUAUGAAGGUCACUUUGGAACCAUUAACAACUUUAGGCUGGGAAAACUGUCGACUCAAAAUGUGGAAUGGAACGAAAUUAAUGCAGCUUGGGGACAAGCAGCUUUAUUACUAUUCUCGCUUUCCAAACACAAACAUUUUGCAUUUUCAAAAUAUAAGAUUAUUCCUAUGGGAAGCUUUUCAAAAAUUGAGACUCUGGACAAUAAGAAUAGUUAUGAUUUAUUUGGAGGAGGAAGUAACGGAGGUUUAUUUUGGCAAUCCAAGUUCGAUAAGGCCAUGGUUGCAUUUUUAUAUUGUCUAAAAGAGAUUGGUACAUUUGCUGAAAAGCAAGACACCUAUUUUGAAUUGCCCUACAAAAUUACUGAUGACAAGAUUGGAGGAAAGAGCAUCAAGCUUGGCAAUGAUGAAAAUUGGACACGAGCCUGCAAAUAUGUUCUCACGGACCUCAAAUACUUGAUUUCUUUUUGUGUGUCAAAAUAA
Messenger RNA from Naegleria lovaniensis, 2088 nucleotides. RefSeq lists its product as uncharacterized. The record is from RefSeq and is a predicted model, not a curated record. The coding region runs from base 1 to 2088 and encodes 695 amino acids. NCBI's taxonomy places the organism in Eukaryota, Heterolobosea, Eutetramitea, Acrasida, Naegleriidae. Gene Ontology annotation, biological process: cellular response to nitrogen starvation; autophagosome assembly; autophagy. Gene Ontology annotation, cellular component: phagophore assembly site; phosphatidylinositol 3-kinase complex, class III, type I; phosphatidylinositol 3-kinase complex, class III, type II. The transcript is spliced from 2 exons.